Molecule: messenger RNA, 1974 nt
Organism: Saxophila tyrrhenica
Lineage: Eukaryota; Fungi; Ascomycota; Dothideomycetes; Mycosphaerellales; Extremaceae
Exons: 3
Coding region: 1-1974 (657 amino acids)
Molecular function (GO): aminopeptidase activity
Source: RefSeq, a predicted model, not a curated record
AUGAGAUUCGAGCAAGCGAGCACCGCGACCAACACAAGACCAAACGGCACAUACAUCAUCUUGCCCGGCCCAAAGACCCCAAUGAAGAAUGGAAGACUGACGGAGCGUGCCAUCUUCACGAAUUUCAAUACCGUAUACGUCGAUCAACACGGAAAAUGCUUCAGUCUGCGUCCGAAAGGCAUCGACCCGCAAGCGUUGGUCAACCAAGUCCCGGAGCGUGAGGUGCUAUGGAUUGAGAAGAUGGGAGAAGACGAUUCCAACGAACUGUUGCGCCUGACCAUGGUUGUGAACUGGAAGGAGGUGUUCGAGCGCGAUGUUGAUGAAGUCCGCGUACAAGUUACCGGGGAGACUCAUCAAUCAACGUUACUGUUCCACGUCACAUUCUCCGCUCACAUUGAACUCACAAUGGAUGCAAAAGCUGCACAGCGGCUCGUCGAGUCGAUUCCGACUCUGUAUCGCGGGCCAGGAGGCGCUUGUGCUCUCCUUAGAGACGGCGAAGUGUAUGGCGAGCACGUCUGGGGGUAUGCCAACAGCGAAAAGCGUAUUCCUAUGACGAAGGAAACCAUCUUGCCGAUAUGCUCCAUCUCGAAGCAAUUCGUCUGUCUGGUGCUGGCGAAGCUCUUCGAAGAAGACGGGAUGGCCGAGAAGGGCGACAAAGCAAUGCGAGAUAUGCUUCCUUCAAAUCUCUCCGACAACAAGGACCUCACAGUGGAGCGGCUCGCUCAUAUGCAGUCCGGCAUCCGAGACUACUGGGCUUUGACCGUACUUUGGGGUGCUCAAGCGGACUCACGAUUUACGCUCGCAGAUGAUGCACCGGCAGCUCUGAAGAGACUUGGAAACUUUCACUUUGAGCCUGGAAUGAGCUACUCCUACUCCAAUGUCAACUUCUACGUACUUGGCCGCAUAGCUGAGAGCAUAUCUGGCAAGCCACUUGGGAAGCUGCUCGAGGAAUACAUCUUUACUCCUGCAGGCAUGACCACCGCGCAGCUUGCGUCCGACACAAGUAACCGACCUGGACCCAGCGUUGGCUACGAAGGAACCGAGCAGGUCGGGUACUUCCCAGCAUUGAACAGAAUAGAAUGGGCGGGCGAUGCGGGUAUUGUGGCAACGCUUAAAGACAUGGUUGCGUACGAGCAGUAUCUGGAUCGCCAGCAGGUGGAUGACAACAGCGCAUAUCGACGGAAUGCGCAAGCUGUCACCUUCAAGGACGACAACCCAGCGUUCUAUGGCUGGGGUCUGGGCCGCGGUAAAACGGCGGGUAACGAAACACGAGGGCACGGUGGUGCUUUGCGAGGGUUUAGACUCCACAGGCGGUACAUGCCUGAUGAGCGUCUCUCGGCUGUCGUUAUGUUCAACCAUGAAGCCGACGCCGAAGCAGCAAACACUCACCUUUUGGAGAAUGCCUUGCUCAACCCCAAGGAUGAUUCAGAGUCAAGGCCAGCCGCCGAUAAAGGUUGGGAAGGUGCAUACUUCGACUCUGAAUCUCAGCUUGCGAUUACUGUAGCUCAAGGAAGCAGCAAUGGCGAGUUGAUGGUCAAUGUCUCCUCCCACCCGGCCAAACUACGUUGCUCGAGCUCACACGAGGCACGCUCUGAUACGAUGACGGCCACACUCGACGGCGACGUCCUCACUAUAACCCGGUUGAUCGAAAAUUGGACAAUGACCGCAAAGCGCAUAACACCGUCUACCGGAGCCGACUGCACCCAUCUCAACGGCGACUACCAUAGUGCCGAAGUGGACUCCACCUUUCACGUCACUGGCGGCCCCGGGAUCAUGUAUGGCUCAUUUCAUGGCUACUUGGGCAAAGGCCCGGCGUACGUCAUGAAGGAGCUGGGAGCGGGAGUCUGGUUCCUGUCAUGCGAGAGGAGCCCGGAUGCACCUGCGCCUGGGAGUUGGACUGUGAUGUUUGAACCGGAUGGCGCUGUAGCUAUCGGCUGCUGGCUUGCGAGGAGGAUACCGUAUUCGAAGCUUUAA